AACAGUGAACACGCGAGAAACUUAAAACGGGCAAGAACGUUGAAAAUUAAUUAAUACAAAGAAAAGAAAACUAAACAACAAGUUAUAGUAACUAUUGUGGAAAACUCUAUUGUUGGUGUUGUUUUCAUUUUUGUUGUAGAAAGAAGCGUACUACUACGUAUUGUGUUGUGUUUAUAAUCGUGCGAAAACGUUAAUAGAAAAUUUUUUGAAACAUUUAUAUAACAAUUAAUUCUUAUUAUUGUUGUUGCUGAAGUACAGUCACAUUAUUUAUACAGUGGUUUUUUUAUUUAUUUAUUAAUAGUAACUAACUACAAGGAAUAUAGCACGAACGAAAUAACAAUUUUUCACCAAAAUUUAAUAAUUAAAAUAGAUAUCACGCGUAGAAAUGUCGCCAGCUGAUGAUAGUUCAUAUGCCGCAAAUGGGAGCAGAGCAUCCAAAAAGGCCACCUACACGCUGCUCGUCAUUAAGGUCUUGGAGCUUUUAUUACUCAUAUGCUGCAUUGGACUGAUUGACUCUCCAGCAGCACACAGUCAAGCCCGAACCUUCAUAACACCACGCGUCGCGGCGCUCUGCUAUGUAACCUUUGGCAGUCUGAUAAUUUAUACGUCAAUUAAUUUAAUUAUGACUAUGUUUGGCGAUGCAACUCCAUGGCGAUCAGCUACACUUUGGUCACUUGUUGCUUUCGUUCUCUUCAUAGCAACGACAGCACUACUCUUCCGUGAUUGGUCCAAUACCAAAAUGCUAUACAACUGGCAUCCAAAUAUGCAACGUUUAGACUUUCUUUUAGGCGCAGCGUCUGUAUCACUGGUGACCACUAUUAUAUACCUAAUCGAUGUUAUCUUAACCAUACGUUUCGGAAUGAGUGGUGAAUUGGAAUAAUUUUUUAUCCCCAAAUUAAUAUGAAUCAAAAACUUACAAAAUCACAAAACGUCCAUUCUAACUGUAAUAUUUACAGAUAAUUUUUAUAUAAUUUUAUAUAUAUACAUAUAUAUGUAUUACAAAAAUAUAUUAAAUUAAAGGUUUUUAUAUACGUAUGUAAGCUAUAACAAAUGUUCACAAUUCUAUAUUAACAUAUCGUUCAUAUAUUAACAUAUUUAUGUAAUAAAAAAGCAAUUGCCAUGAAACAU
This is a messenger RNA of Teleopsis dalmanni, 1128 nucleotides long. RefSeq lists its product as uncharacterized. The transcript has 4 exons. The record is from RefSeq and is a predicted model, not a curated record. NCBI's taxonomy places the organism in Eukaryota, Metazoa, Arthropoda, Insecta, Diptera, Diopsidae. Gene Ontology annotation, biological process: septate junction assembly. Bases 386 to 880 code for a protein of 164 amino acids.